AUGCACUACUCUCUAGUGUGCCCCAACGCUGCUCCGUCGCUGCCGGUUGAGCCGGUCGUUGAUCUAGUCUCGGGAUAUGUCCGCUGCGCCAAGCCAACCAAUGCGCUCAAACCCAUCUUGGCAGGGCGUUGGUCACAUUUUAGCGUGGCCACCGGUGCGCUCCUCGGAGAACCGUUUGGCUCAUUGGUUUCCCAAAGCUUCCAGAAAUGA
Molecule: messenger RNA, 210 nt
Organism: Penicillium soppii
Lineage: Eukaryota; Fungi; Ascomycota; Eurotiomycetes; Eurotiales; Aspergillaceae
Exons: 1
Coding region: 1-210 (69 amino acids)
Source: RefSeq, a predicted model, not a curated record